Molecule: messenger RNA, 2423 nt
Organism: Closterium sp. Naga37s-1
Lineage: Eukaryota; Viridiplantae; Streptophyta; Zygnematophyceae; Desmidiales; Closteriaceae
Source: the annotation of a GenBank genome assembly
AUGGCCACCAGUCGGCAACGUGGUUACGUUCAACCAUUGUCGGGCGGGGAAGAGCAAGGCGGGCCCAUGUCCCCCUACGCGCAGCCCCGCCGGAUGGCCCCCGGCGGAGGGGGAGGAGGAGGGGACGGUCCCCCCGCGCGCAACCCUGGCCGCGGACGCCGCGUAGCCGGCGGCGGCGGCGGCGGUGGCGCACCUCAGGCGCAAUUCACGCGGAUUAACUCGAUGAUCUACCAGCCGUCUCCACAGCAAGAAGAACAACCGGCAGAGCCCCGUUAUAAGCGCACUAUGUCUAUGGUCGCCCCCGCGCCGAACAACAAAACCCCUCCGCGCGGAGUUAGAGCAGCAGGCGCGGGGGGGGCGCAUGCCGGAGGGCCAGGCAUGGGCGCGGGGAGGGGCGGGCGGGGGAAGCUUCCGCACUCCUCGUCUGUGGGCGGACCGGAAGGCGGAAUGCGCAGGGGGGUGGGCGCGGUCGGCGCGGGGGUGGAAGACCCUUUGGCGGACCAAUUUGGGCGGAGCAUGACGGUCGGAACUAAAGCGCCCACUCCGCGCGGACCUGGUGCGGGGAGAGGCGCUGGCGGAGGCGGGCAGUUUGGCGGCGGAGAGCCGGAGAUCGGACGGUCGUUAACGGCCACUGACGGCCGGCACCGGUCGCCGUUAAGACAGAACCCACACGCGACGGGGGGAAUGGGCGUUGGAGGGAUGAUCACCCCGCGGAGGACCCAGGCGCAGCAGAUGGUGGCGGGCGGAGGGCGCGGCGGAAUGGGCGGAAUGGGGGGGAUGGGGGCGGGUCCGGGCAGUCCGUACCGCCAACGCGCGGGGAGCGGGUUUUCGCAAGGCGGGUACAUGGAGGGCGGCGGAGAGUACAACGACGAAAGCGACGGGAUGUACGGCGAAGACGGUUACCACCAGAACAUGCAACGGUCGCGAUCCACCGGCAUGGGGAUGAUGGGUGCAGGCGGGCGCAUGGCGGGCGGGGGAAUGGCCAUGGGGGGGAUGGGCGGCGGAAUGCCCCCGCAUGCGCCUGGGGGGAGGGGAAUGGGCGGAAGCGGGCGCAUGAGCAUGGGGGAAGAGCACUACUACACGUCGGACGCGUCGGAAGGGGGGGCCGGCGGGGGAGCGUAUCCGCGCAGCCGGUCGGUGAAUCCGCGCUUAGAAGGCGCGGGGGACGCGGGGGGGAUGGCGCCGCAGGGGAAGGCGGGAAAGGCGGAGGUGGACCCGUCGGAACUGCCCAUGCUGCCCCCUCCCGGCAGUCCGCAAGUUGUGCAGUGUCAGCGGUGCUCUCAACUAUUGGAGGUCCCAGCAGCGCUCCCGCCGGCCAAGAAGGGCAUUCAGAAGCUCCGCUGCGGCAAAUGCAUGCGCGUCUCACGCUUCCGAGUCAACCCAGCAGACCCCCGCACUGCUGCCGCUGCUGCUGCGGCCGGCGGGGUUAGCGGCGGGGAGGGGUUUUCAGAUAACCCUGACGUGGCGGAUAGCGGGAAUGAGUAUCAGCAGAAUGAUUAUAUGCAGCAGCAGCAGCAGCCUCCCAGGUCCCCUAGGCUGCUGCAAGGGUUGCCUAGCGGGGGAGGGUUUGGGAGAGGCAUGGGGGGAGGGGGAGGCGGAGGGGGAGCGCCCCCGCUUUCUCCUCGCAUGCAGCGUCCCGGUGGGGGGUUUGGCGGUCAGCAGAUGCACAAUCCAGGUCAGCACGGGCGCACGCCGUCCAACGCGGAUUCGGAGAGCACUGUUGUGAUUCGCCAGGAGUCGGCCGGGCGGCACGCGGCCGGCAGUUUCUACCACCACAUGCGGCCAGAAUCAGAAUCGGAUCUUAGCUCCCCUGUGAGCGGAGCAGAGGGGUAUGGGGGCGGAAGGGGAGGCGGAAGAGGGGGAGGCGGAGGGAGAGGGGGAGGGGUGAGCGGGCCAAGAAGGAUGAUCUAUCAGCGACAGAGCAGCUUUGAAUCCGGAGAUAUGUCUUCCAGUGGAGGCAUGCCGAGUCCUUCCCCCCGAGGUCCAAGGGAGGGGGGUGGCAUGGGGGGAGGAGGGGGAAGUGGGGGGGAGGAGCGGGCGACGUAUGCGCGGAGAGUGAUUGUGAAUGGGGAGCCAAUUCGGGAUGAUUAUGUUUCUGUGGUGGAGCAACGAGCAGGGAACAUUCACCCUGGCAAUUACUGGUACGACCAGGUUGCAGGGUUCUGGGGCGAGAUGGGCGGCCCAUGCCUCGGCAUCAUCCCACCGGGGAUUGAGUUCGGGACGCCGAUUCCCGUGGACUGUGCGGGAGGCGCGACGCGGGUGUAUGUGAACGGGAGGGAGCUCCACAAGAAGGACCUGGACCGGCUCAUGAAGAGAGGGCUGCCCUCCAAGCCCAACAUGUCGUACCGAGUGGAGAUCAAUGGGAGCGUGUAUGAUGAGGAGACGGGCGACUACCUCCUCAGCCUGGGGAAGCUCGCACCCUC